UGCAGCACUCACUGCACUCAUCGUCUGUUACUUAAGCAUAAUUAUUUUCUUCUCUAUACUAACUAUGAUGUUAAUGGCCAACACAGGUGGAUGGUCGCUUUACUUCCUGGUUGCUGUAAUUCCAGGUGUCCUCCUACAGACAGACAACAGCUCCAUCCAACCCAGCCCUAAUUUUGAGCUGCCCUCUGAGACUCACAUUGACCAGCCGGUGUUGCAUCACUCCGAGUCUGUUCCUCCAAUAGGAACCUACAUGCUGAAAAACCAUGUUGGGAAACCUUGUAUCAAAGCCACCAUGGGAGCAGAGUACAUUGUCACUGAGAAAAAGAUGACUUGGUAUUUCAACCUGGACCCCUCCAGGGUCAGGAUCGAUGGUAACUGUAGCAAAGAAGCUGCUGUACUCUCUCUCACGCUGCCAGACAGAGCUGCCAAUCUGCAGUUCAACUUCAGAAAGGAAAAUAGCUUCUUUUCUGUCACCGAGCUGACUGCUCAAAUAUCUCCCCUGCCUGUCUGUCAAAGAUGUGCCAAUAAGACUUACUCGGGUUUGUUGGCCGAUGACAAGCUGUUCACAGCAGCUAUCGGACAGAGCUUCAGGUGCAAAUCUGAGAACCUGCUUGAGAUGUCGUCCGAGCUGAAGAUCAAGCUGGUUCCUCUGCAGAUGCAGGCGUUCACUCUGCCUGAGGGACGGUAUGGAGAAGAGGUGGAGUGUUGGGUCGACAUUAACAAGCAAGUUAUUCCAGUCAUCGUCGGGGCCAUAGUGGUGGGUCUCAUUCUGAUUGCUGUGCUGACCUUCCUGGUAAUUAAAGACCGCCGCAGAGGAGGAUAUGACAGGUUGUGAGCUCUGUGAGAAACUGAAUAGAGACUUACGCCACCUCAAAUAAUAUUUAAUUCUCAGUUACUGUUAUAAAAAGUUUUCAGAUCUGCUCUCUCAGUCUGACAUGUCCUAUUAAAAUGAAAGUGUUGUUAAAUUAAUUCAUUUGACUUUCCUUUCCUUGAUUUUUAUUAAGAAUAUAUAUUUUUUUAUCUCCUAUUCUCUUCUAUAUCAAUUAUAUUUCACAUAUCAUUUCAGUUUUACUCUGCUUUCAGUAGUAACUUUUGUUCCCCUCUGUUUGUUGUAAUUGCAUUAUGUGCUUUAUCAUAACCCUGAGUGUUGCAGAAUAAACUAUUGCAGCUCUAUUAUCCUUUACCAGUUAAUUUGGGUUGACUAAAGUAAACAACAUGACACUUAAAAAACUGCAAAAAUAAUAUGUAACUCAAAUAUAUUAUAGUGGCACCAGUAUAGAUGUUAAAUAUGUGUUUUUCAACUA
Plectropomus leopardus (leopard coralgrouper) is the source of this 1304-nucleotide messenger RNA. RefSeq names its product lysosome associated membrane protein 3 (gene lamp3). Lineage: Eukaryota; Metazoa; Chordata; Actinopteri; Perciformes; Serranidae. Gene Ontology annotation, cellular component: late endosome membrane; plasma membrane; lysosomal membrane. The record is from RefSeq and is a predicted model, not a curated record. Gene Ontology annotation, biological process: establishment of protein localization to organelle.